This is a messenger RNA of Pipra filicauda (Wire-tailed manakin), 5199 nucleotides long. It is a transcript of the gene CARF, whose product is annotated as calcium responsive transcription factor. The transcript is spliced from 14 exons. Bases 126 to 2411 code for a protein of 761 amino acids. Gene Ontology annotation, biological process: regulation of transcription by RNA polymerase II. Gene Ontology annotation, molecular function: RNA polymerase II cis-regulatory region sequence-specific DNA binding; DNA-binding transcription factor activity, RNA polymerase II-specific. Lineage: Eukaryota; Metazoa; Chordata; Aves; Passeriformes; Pipridae. The record is from RefSeq and is a predicted model, not a curated record. Gene Ontology annotation, cellular component: nucleus.
GACAAGUCAAGCAAACUGUCUCAUAUAAAAGGCUAAACUAUACUCCUGGAGCAACACACUGAAGUUUUUCUGCAGCGAGUAAUAAAGGGGCAAGGAUUUCUUGAGGACUUUGCUGUUAGAUUGCAAUGGCAAAGAAAACACCUGCAGCAAUGUGUUGGCAGAAGGCUGAACUAAACUUCUGGGCUUUUUCAGGUCACCUUGUGAUGAAAGAAAACGGAGCUGACCAUGACAUUGCUAUGGAGGGACUUAACGAUCUGUUCGUAGGCAACUGCGAUGGUGCAGGAGAGUCUGAGACAAAUGAUCAGGUUUUCCAGCAUCUAACGUGCAUGGAUUCCAGGGAUCCACUGUUUGGCCAGAGUGACUCUCCUGCUGCCUUGCCCAUCACAGUCCACCUCUUGGGCAGUUCUGCCUCCUCGGCUGUGCCGGCACGGCCACCCCAGCCACGGGCUCCCUCUGCAGAGGAGUUCCAGCUGGCAGACCAAACCAGGCAGCCUCUCUGUGAGCUGCAGCCCCCAGGAGGGCCCAGUGCACCCAUGAUGAUUGUUGCCAGCCAGUCAGAAGAUGGACAGGUGCUGCAUGUCAUUCCUUCCGCUCAGCCAGGAGUGACCCAAGUGAUUAUUCCUCAAGGUCGGCUUCUGGAUGUGACCAGCACACAGGAUGCUUCGGAAGAGAACUGUGGCGAUGGGAACCUGCAGACUGUGGUGGUGGCUGCUAUAGCAGACAGUGCAAGCAGUUACAUUCUACACCCACAGGCAUCUCUCACUGUAUCAAAAAAAACAACCACCAGGGUAAUGGAAGAUCCUUUUCACAUCCCUCACCAGCCUUUGCCACUAAAUACCCCUGCAUGGGCACGCUGUCUCAGGAACUGUGAGAAAAUUGGGGACUCGUACCGCGGCUAUUGUGUGAGUGAGACAGAAUUAGAGAGUGUUCUAACGCUACACAAGCAGCAAACACAAAGUGUGUGGGGGACACGCCAGUCUCCAAGCCCAGCCAAACCCGCCACACGGUUGAUGUGGAAAUCUCAGUAUGUCCCAUAUGAUGGGAUCCCCUUUGUCAAUGCAGGAAGCAGAGCCAUUGUAAUGGAGUGUCAAUAUGGGCCAAGGAGGAAAGGUUUCCAGCCCAAAAAAGCUGGUGAGCAGGAAAGCACCUCUGGCCAUCUGUACAAAGCCACUUGUCCAGCAAGAAUCUAUAUUAAAAAGGUUCAGAAGUUUCCAGAAUACAGGGUUCCUACUGAUCCUAAAAUUGACAAGAAAAUCAUAAGAAUGGAGCAGGAGAAAGCAUUCAACAUUCUGAAGAAGAACUUGAUAGAUGCUGGCGGUAUCCUCAGGUGGUAUGUACAGUUACCCACUCAGCAAGCCCACCAAUACCAUGAAAUGGAAACGUCCUGCCUCCCUCCUUCACCCUCCCAUUUUCCUGUGUCUUCUCCUGAGGAGGAGGAGGAGGUUGUGAGAGAUGAGAACUGUGCUCUGCCUUCUCGACUUCAUCCUCAAGUGGCAGACAAGAUCCGAGAACUGGUGUCUCAGGGAAUAGAGCAGGUCUAUGCAGUGAGGAAGCAACUAAGAAAGUAUGUGGAAAGAGAGUUAUUCACGCCUGAUGAAGUGCCAGAAAGACAUAAUCUGUCCUUCUUCCCCACUGUGAAUGACAUCAAGAACCACAUUCAUGAAGUACAGAAGUCCCUAAGGAAUGGAGAGAUGGUGUAUAAUUCAGAAAGUAUCCCAGCAAUGCUGCAAUGGACCACGGACAGUGGGAAUGUCCUCACAGAAACAGUGACUGUUACAUUUGCCUCACCACCUUCAGAUGGGAGCUCAGGAGGGGAGUCAGUCAUCACCAAAGCAGAAUCUAACCAGAGUGGGGAGUCCUUGCCACCAGAAACAUUCCAGCUGUUGUCUUCACUCUCUUCCCUUCAGCCCAAGAUAUUUGCACAACUUCAGGGAUUACAGCUGCAGUCAGCAUUUACCUCCACAAAUGGAUCAACAGCCCUGAUAGCUGUAAAUAACCAUUCCCCUCCCAGCCCUGCAAGUCUCCUGGAUUCCCUAGGGAGUGCAAUAACCAGCCAUUCUCUAACACUUAAUCAGGGACAUAACCUGCAAGCAGGUGCUGGCCUAACACAGCACGGUGCUGCUGCCUCUGCUUUUGGGACUCCACCUGGCUCUGAUCAAAGUCUGGCUGCCAUAGGCCAGUUGGUACCAGCUGGAGGCGUAAAUGACUCCAGAAGCCUGCAAGGAGUUCAUCAGAUUCUCUUGGGAGAUGUACAGACUAUUCCAGUUCAGAUUGUGGACAACCAGCCAGCACUUACUGAAGAAAAUACGGAGGGUAUUACCUGUGUGAGCCAAGUUAAACAAGAGCCAAGAGAAAAAGCGUUGUCUAUGGAGCCAGAUAAAAUCAGAGACUGCCAUAGUUCCUCACCAUAGUUCUUCACCUACACCUGUGAAGCCUGGAAGGAUUUUUCAAAUUGGAGAACUCUAAUGUCUUGGAAGGAAAGGCAGGUGCUCUCAAAGUCCUGCCAUUCUUUUUUAAUUGUAUUGUGACAUUUAGACUAAGCAUACUUUAGAGUUGUUCUGACAGAAAGCUGUUUUGAUUUGACUGAUGUGGCUCACUGCCAAUUCCAGGUCAUUCAGUUGCCCUGUGGAACACCACCUCUCUCUUCUGUUUCAAGCUUUGAGUAAUUUGAUUGCUAUCCAAAUGGCCCAUUUUGGUUAAUGUUUCUGAAGGUCUUCCACAGUUUAAUUCCUUAGCUUUAAAGUGUGGAUCACAAUGCUGGGUUUGCUUUUUCUCCUUGAGACCCUCGACUGUUGUUGCACUACAGAGACCAUAGAAUCUGUCAGCUCCAAGAUCACAGAAUCCAAUGGCAAAGUUGAUCAGUAUGGCAAUGGUUUUGUGACAAAAUGAAGGUCAGGAUGCUAAACUGCAAAGUGAUAAAGGACAUGGAUGCUUAAGAAAAUGCAACUUCGACCUGAUCAUAAUGUUAAUGGUGUGAAGAUCAAGGAGAGGAGAAAGGUGAGGCUGCCAGGUGAAUGUAAGGUUGUGUGAUGAAGAAAAGAGUGUGAAUUGUAACGGUGAAUGUUUUCAACUUUGACAUCUUUGAACUUGUGUUCUGGCUUUAUGAUGAGGUUCAUUGCUGCAUGCAGCCUUCCUUUGCAGUGGCACUGUAUUAGCAGUCGGUCGUAACAACUAAAUGCAGGAGUCUUGUCUCAUGGAGAAUGACGGAUGCUGCCAUUUCAGCUUACCUGUCGUUUGCUUUAUGCACUUAAAGCUGCCAGCUCAGAUAAAUGUGAUUUAACCUGCUGCUGUUCAUGAUGUAGGGCUUGUAAUGUAAGCAUUCCUAACAAGCCCAAGAAAGCAAAGCGAUAUAAAUCCAAGCAAUAUGUCCAAAUGUGCUGUCACUAUAGCAUUCAGAAAACAAACUCAUCUUUUUGAACAGUGACAUCUUCUAAGACUAAAAUGGUCCAUGUCAUUAAAAUAAUUAGCAGGAAUCUUUAGAAAUUGAAUGUGAUAAAAAAAUUAUCUUUUAGCAAUAUUUAAGUCAAAGCCAUAAUAGGUGACAAGCACUGAGUUGUGUAAUCUGUGACAGACGUGUUUCUUUAUGUUUCUUUGGGCAGACAUGUCAAUUUAAAGCCCUAAAUGAAAUUAAACUGAUACCAACACAGAUAUCAAGGUAAACAAUUACAUUGUUUGCUUCAGAUGAUGAAUUCCGAGAGCAAUAUUCAGAAUACUUCGUAUACAGCAAUAGGAGCAGUUCUGUUAUUAGUUCCUACUUAGUGGUCGAGAGCUUGAUCAUAAAAUUACAAGGUUUUUUUCUGUAUGCUGUGGAAGAAUGCAGUCUGGGAACUUUUCUGUUUCUAUGACUUGAAAACAAACAAACAAAAAAAACCCAGGAAAAUGAUUAGUUUGUUUAUGUAGAGUAGAAAGUAUUGCAAAUAUUAUGUGAACCAAAAUAUUUGCAUUUUUAAAUUGUUACAUUUACUAACUUACAUUCAAGCGUUCACAAACAUCAUCUAAAUAGUGGACAUUUAAAAUUAUUUUUUUCAUUUUCUUUUGAGCAUUUCAAAAAUCUUACACUGAACUUGUGUUCCAAAUGCCUUUAUGGGCAGCAUUUGUUAGGUAGGUGCUAUAUCUUAGUCUUAACAUACAUUAACUCCUGUGAGGUUAACUAGCAUUGUGAAUGCUCUUUGUUUAAAGCUAAUGUUUAAGGGUUAGCUCCCAUUAGAACUUUCCUACAGGAUCAUGCUCUUAUUAAAUAAGAGCCAGUAUUUUAUCAUGCAAGUGCAUAAAAAAAAUCUCUUUUUUUUUUGAGCCUCUCAUAUUUAGUUUCUACACUGAAUUGUUUUGUGGUAUAUCCUACUUGUUUCUGGCUAAAGACAAUUCCACAAGGUGCACCUGCGUUUUUUUUGGACUAUUUGUUUGGUUGGGUUUGGUUGGUUUGGUUGCUGUUGUUGUUAAUUGUGAACAUUUGUCCAAAAUGGAUGUCCUCUGCUGCAGUCAUAGUUCUGGAGCAGUCAGGUAGCAGUCACCUUUUCUUUUCCAACUCAAUAACUGCAUACCAGAACAGGUACCUCCUUCUGUGUUACUGUAUUCAAUGAUUCCAUCACCUUUGGUUUUUCUUAGAGUUUAAACUAGUGCAUUCCAGACUAUCUUAUCUUUCUCAUAUGUUAUAUUGCUCAUUUUUUUUGAGAAUUUUUCCUCAUUUUUUAGAAUACUUAUUCUCAAAAGAAUAAACUACAGCCAAAGAUUACCAGCAAGAUGUUAUUUCAGUUUUAGUUCUCUUCAAAGCAAACAAUACGUUUAUGGUUGGAGUGAAAGCUUAAGGAAAGAGAAGUUACAUUUCCAUCAGUUCUUACUUAGUUCCCUCAUUAACAUUUCUGUUCUUUAACAGUCACUGUUCUUUCCACCAUAAGCUACAGCCUCAUCCUGUGCUGAACAAUAUUUCUGACAGUACUUCUAUUUUUGGCUUAGUGCUCACAGCUGGAGGAAAUACUCUUUUAGUCCAUCUUGAAUUGCAGGCUGCAAAAUUAAUUCUACCCCGAUUUGCAUGGCAUUCUGAAAACAAUAGAAGAAAAAGUUGGAGGAAAUUUAAAGAAGCAGUAAGGAAUUAGUUGGUUUUAAAAGCUGGGGAUUAGACUUGUAAUUCUGUUCGUCAAAAAAUUUAUUUGAAAUGCGUCUUCAGCCAAUAUUCACAUUUUUGUUUUCCAUUUUCUUCAU